GUUGUGCAGAGCUGUGAUUUCUGGAAAACAGAUGACUUUGUCUCCUCGUUUCCUUCUGUAAAAUAUUUCAGGUAAAGAUGGGUGGAGACUUCUGAGGAGACCGGUAUGUCUUACUCACACUUCCCUGUGAGCACAGACAGGUUCAGAGGACGAGAGACAAACACUGACAGAACUCAAAGCAGCCGCUCAUUCAGGAACGAAAGAAUGCUUUACACUGAGUUACUGCAACUGUGGCAAAAUUCGGUAGAGGCUGUGGAUGCCAAGGACUGGCCAACAGCUCUGGCCAAACUCAAUGAGAUCAGUGACCCCACUUCUCGCACGCUGUUUAAUACUGCCUCAUGUUACCUGGCUCUGGGGCAGCUGGAUUUGGCCCUAAAGGCUUUAGACUUAACCAUUGCUAAGGAUGAACGCCUUGCUGUCGCCUUCUUCCAGCGAGGAGCAGUGAUGAUGGAGAUGGGCAGGUUGGAAGAGGCUCUCUCCGACUAUAUCUGGGCACAGAAGCAUAUGAGAGAGAACGUAGUGAUUGACUACAAACAGCUGGGACUGAGAUUUAAACUGUACAGCUGGCAGGUGUUAUACAAUGCAGCAGCUGUGUAUUGUCGGAUGGGCCAGUGGGAGCAGGCCAGGGAUGUCCUGCUGUCAGCCUCCCAGGAGAAAGGACCAGGACGAGGGGGGAGCAUGGAGGCAGCUUUGGAGAGCAUCAGGAGUAAGCAGGCCCUGGAUCCUCUCCUGGUACCUGAGGGUGUGGUGUUUCGUCCCAGGAAGCAGGAUGUGGAGCAGCUGCAGCAAAGAGACUUCUUGGGAAAGGCAACGGUGAUUUCCUCUAUGAUACCCAAUGAUGAUUUUGGAGGCUUUGAGCCUUUGAGGCAGCAGAAACCUGGCUUCUACGAGCCUAAUGUGGAUGGAGCUCAGGAUUCUCGAUACAUGCAAGUGCGUGUCCCUUACAUGGCACGAGGACCAGGACAGCUGACGGUGCCCGGAGGUGCUAUGGUGUUUUUAUUUGGAGAGGAGAACCGAGAUGGGAUGGCAACUGUCAUAUAUGAUGGACAGAGAGGACUCCUGCCAGCAUCCCUUCUUGAACCAGCAGAUGUCAAGACGUCCAAAGGCAAAAAGGAUACUAGAAUUCCCAGUGGGAUCCCCCUCCCACCAGGACUCAAGCCACCCACUCGCCCACAGUCUCAGCAUAGUCCUGCAGCUCCUCCUCAGGGACAUCUUACCUCAGACACACCACCUCCAUCUUACAUUACUGCCACCCACUCUGAGACUCCCAAAUACACAGCCAAAGCACGAGACCAGCAUGCAAGCUCAGCUCAGAGAGCAGAGGCAGACUCUGUGGUGGUGAAGGUUCACUACGUUUACACUGUGGCUCUGUCUGUCCCUCUGGACACGACAUACAGUGAACUUCAGGAACGAGUCGCAGAGAAAUUGGAGCAGCCGGCAUCUCAUCUGCGCCUCAGACGUAAGCACCAUGGCACCUGCGUGCUGACACCGCUAGAUGGGGAAAUGGAGCCAGGUCACACUGUGCAACAGUUGGCUGAGGCCGGCAGAGCUACCCUGUGGUGCCAGAAAGAAGAUCCCCUGGCCAACCGUACUAUCCUCUACCAGAUGGUGGCCCUUUAUGAUUAUGAUGCUCAGGGGCCAGAAGACCUGGAGUUCAGUGAAGGUGACACUAUUGACAUCCUCGGUGAAGUUAAUCAGGAGUGGCUGGAGGGACACUGUGGAGGAAGUAUUGGCAUUUUCCCCAGCUGCUUCGCCUACAGGGAGAAUAACAAUAUCACUCAGAGCUCAGAGAUUAUGUGAUCAGAAGUUCAUUGUUGCAUUCAUUUUUUUAAAGCACCUAUUAUUCUAUGAAUUGUAACAGUUUACAGGCUUGGAACAACCAAACAGUUUGCUUACGAGGCUGUUAAGUGCACCAAGUACUAUCUUCACUAUGCUUUGAAGGUAUUUGUUAUAAAAACCUUUGUUUAAAAACAUUAUACAUGAAAACAAUCAUAUUAGUGUGUAUCCAUCAUUACCAUAUAAUCUUUAUUGCAUGUUUGAUAAAUAAUCCUUUGUAUAAUAUUAUUAAUGUAUAUACUCUCACACAUACAUCAACAUGUUUGAGUGAGGGUGAUUUUUUACAGUACUGGGUGUACGACCAGUAUUUGUGUUUCAGAUCUUGGUUUGAUAUUCUUUGAUGAUUGUUAUUCCUGGUUUUGGUUAUCUUUGGUUUGUGCUUACUGAUCUUAGUUCUUCCUUCCUUUGUAUGUUUCUUGGCCUGUGUUCAGUCUCUGUCCCCAUGUUUUCUCUGUGCCUGUCCUGGUCUCACGCCUCAUGUUUAGUCACCCUUGUCUCUGUGUUCCCUGUGUUCCCGAGUCAGUCACGUUUCAGUGUGCAGCCUGUGUCUCUUAGUCUGUCUUUGCGUAUGUGUUGUGUUUCCUGUUUUACUUUGAUAGUCUGUGUCCUAUGUCUGUGUAUCCUGUUUUGCUUCCUGUGUGUCAUUCUGUGAGAUUAGCCCCAGCUGUGCUUCCCUCCUGUUUUCCAUUCCCCCGUUACCCCCGCCCUUUGUGUUUUUCUCUGUUGGUUGUCACGCCGUACCCUCAAUGCUGUGUUUCUUCCUCGGUGUUCCAAGUAACUCUAAUUCUCAGUUCCUGGUUUAUUUUCUAGUGUUGUAGUGAGUUUUCUGUUUCUAGUUUUGUUUUCUACUGGUAAUAGUGACUUCCAGCAAUAAAGCUGCUGCUUUCAGUUAAA
This is a messenger RNA of Oreochromis niloticus (Nile tilapia), 2730 nucleotides long. It is a transcript of the gene noxa1, whose product is annotated as NADPH oxidase activator 1. The record is from RefSeq and is a predicted model, not a curated record. Gene Ontology annotation, biological process: superoxide anion generation. Gene Ontology annotation, molecular function: superoxide-generating NADPH oxidase activator activity; protein binding. Bases 106 to 1800 code for a protein of 564 amino acids. The transcript is spliced from 17 exons. Lineage: Eukaryota; Metazoa; Chordata; Actinopteri; Cichliformes; Cichlidae.